Messenger RNA from Rhagoletis zephyria (snowberry fruit fly), 315 nucleotides. Its product is annotated as serine/threonine-protein kinase BRSK2-like. Lineage: Eukaryota; Metazoa; Arthropoda; Insecta; Diptera; Tephritidae. The record is from RefSeq and is a predicted model, not a curated record.
AUAGCGACUGUUAAAGCGCAUCUGAUACACGCUUUUUUGUCGAUGGCUGAACUUUCGCAUAGCGUCGUUUCACCAACAUCGUUCCGUGUAGAAUAUAAACGUAAUGGUAAUGGACCUGUCAUGUUUCAAAGGCAUGUCAAGUUUCAGGUGGAUAUAAGCGCAAUUUGUAAACAAGGAGAUAUCUCGGAUAUGCUGUUUGCACUGACAUUCACUUUGUUAUCAGGUAUACUAUAUUUUAAUCCAAAGUGCAAUAAAUCCGUACAAGAUAAUNAUUAUAACUAUAACCACGCCCACCUCUUUCGUAUUCCAUUAUGA